AUGGCCGGAACCACCGCCGCGGCUCCGAUGGACGCCGACGCCGCCGCCGUGCGGCCGGCCACCAAGGGCAAGGCGACCCUCUCCGCCGCCGCUGCCGUCAAAUCUUCGCCAUGGGUCGAGAAGUACCGCCCCCAGUCCCUCGCCGACGUCGCCGCCCACCGCGACAUCGUGGACACCAUCAUUGAGAAGUAUACAAGGAGCACAAGGUUUGCACUGAUAUGCAACCAUGUGAACAAAAUAAUUCCAGCACUACAAUCAAGGUGCACUAGGUUUAGAUUUGCUCCACUUGAUGGCACUAAUGUUAGUGAGCGUCUCCAACAUGUAAUAAAAUCUGAGGGACUUGAUGUCGAUAAGGGUGGCUUGACAGCCCUCGUGCGGUUAAGUAACGGUGACAUGAGGAAGGCUUUGAAUAUAUUGCAGUCAACACACAUGGCAUCCCCACAAAUAACAGAAGAAGCUGUCUACCUUUGCACGGGAAACCCCAUGCCUAAAGAUAUUGAGCAGAUAGCGAGUUGGUUACUAAAUGAACCAUUUUCAACCAGCUUUAAAUAUAUAUCUGAUACGAAGAUGAGAAAAGGUCUGGCCUUGAUUGAUAUCAUACGAGAGGUCACUAUGUUUGUGUUCAAAAUUAAUAUGCCAUCCAAUGUACGAGUAAAGUUGAUUAAUGAUUUGGCAGAUAUUGAGUAUCGGCUAACCUUCGCCUGCAACAACAAACUGCAGCUUGGGGCACUGAUCUCGACUUUCACGACUGCUCGGGCGGCUAUGGUUGCUGCUGCCGCCUAAUUUGACCACCUACUCUGAUCCGGAAAUUAUGGGGCAGUUUAUUUAUCUUCUUAUCCUUAGCUUAAAGCAUGUCAGGGAGAAUUUUUUAUGCUAGAACUGUCUCUGUGCUUGGGAUCUUCAGUAGGAUUUUAGAACCCGACUGUAACUGAUUGCUAUCAGGUUUAGGUUAUGUACAUGAUGGAUUCAACUUUUUAUGCAGC
Messenger RNA from Triticum dicoccoides, 983 nucleotides. RefSeq names its product replication factor C subunit 3-like. Gene Ontology annotation, cellular component: nucleus; DNA replication factor C complex. Gene Ontology annotation, molecular function: DNA binding; DNA clamp loader activity. The record is from RefSeq and is a predicted model, not a curated record. The transcript has 7 exons. The coding region runs from base 1 to 783 and encodes 260 amino acids. NCBI's taxonomy places the organism in Eukaryota, Viridiplantae, Streptophyta, Magnoliopsida, Poales, Poaceae. Gene Ontology annotation, biological process: DNA-templated DNA replication; DNA repair.